AUGGCGCAACCAGCGUCAAAGCCAACAUUUUCUAUCGAAGAUACAUCCAAAAGAUUGGAAGUUGAAUUAGCACGAUUAUUGAAUGAAAAAGAUGGCGAUACAAGUUUGGCUCAAGUACUGAUGGAUCGAAUCAUAGGCAAUGUGCGUCGAUUAACCAUGGAACAAGCUGGACAUAUUCUUCGCUUUGUAUUCUAUCCAUUUGGAACGGGCAUACUCAAUCUCAGUUCACAGGUGACAGCUAUCAAGAUGGCUAAUCUUAUGGCUUGGUGGCUAAGAGCAAAGCCCAGUGAAGCUCCAGCACGAGGUUUACUUGAGCAUGUUCGAGAACGAAAAAUUACUGUUGUAACUGUGCUGCCAAAUGGUCAACUUCAAUUUGAUCGACAAGAUAAUCCAAACAAACCACUUACUCUUGUUCAUCUAAUUCGUCUAUUUCGUUGUCCUCAUUGUACUGGCAAAGAGAUGAAUGGAUUAAUUCAAUUACUUACAGAAUGUAUCAAUUUCACUGAGAAUAAUGCUGUUGAUAUGCGUAGAUAUCUUGUUCAACCGACCUUUUUCGAAGCAAUUUGGCGAAUCUAUUUCGAUCCAUUAAUAAUUGAAAGUGCUCAAAGUACAGAUCCGGCAGUUCGUUCCGAUGCUGUUAAUCAGUUAGCAUAUCGAUCAAAACAAACGCUUAUUGUAAAAUGGAGUGAUGGUCGCGAAGACGAAUGCAAUGAUGGACGUGCUCUACCACGUCUACGGGUUAACGAUCUUGUUCACAAAGCACUCGAUGCUUGUCAAAAUUCUGAAGAACUUAAGAAUUUACUAAAACCUAUGAGUUUAACAAGUAUCAAAGCUAUUUAUAUAUAUCCUAUAUGGCUUGAACUUUUUCAUUAUUUAUUGAAGUUAAAAUCAAACCUUUUCGAUAUUGAAAUGUGUGAAAUUAUAUUCGAUCGUUUACAAGUUCUCGAUAUGAUUGGCUAUGAAAAAGAAUUACAACAAUUUAUUAUUUAUCUAUUCAGUGUUUGGCCAACCAUAGAAGAUGAUAAUUUGCAUAAAUUUGUUUUACGUCAUAUUGUUGAAUUUAUAAAAAGAAUUAUCGAUUGUAAAACAGAUGAAUCAAAUACUCUCAUUGAACAAUUAACAGAACAUAUUUGUGCAAAUACACCAGUUUCUAAUGUACGUGGUCAUAUGUGUUUUUAUUUUCUACUUAAAGAAUUACUUCCAAAAUAUUGUGAAGCACGUUUAAUAAAAGCAAUUAAAAAAAUUGAUAAAGGUGUUAUUUUAUAUUUUAUUGAUUAUGUCAUUGAAAAUAAUCAAAAUGAUAUAAAUGAUCAUUGUUCAAUUUUAUUAUCAAUUUUGGAUCAUAUAAGUACAUUUACUGAAAUUGAUUUACUACGUCCACUUAUAACAUAUACUAUUAAAUAUCCAUUAAAUUUGAUUUGUUUUGAACUUAUUAAACAUUCACUUUGUCCAAUAACAACAUUAGUUACAUAUGUUCAACAGGCAACUCAUGAACAAGUAAGUGAAUUACUUGAAUGUAGUGAAACAGAUAUUGCUAAACAAUUCAUUCCAACUCUAUUAACAAUUAUUGAAGCAUUAGCAAAAAAUUCACAAACAGAAAAAUAUAUAUUUGACUCUAGACUUUAUUUGAUUAUUCAAAAAUGGUUAUUAAUUAUUAAUGUUCCAUCAAUAAUUAUUCGUCUUAUUGAAUUACUUCUCGAUAUUGGCUAUUCAAAAUAUAAUAAAUAUAAUACAGAUAUUGCAAAUUUUUUUCUUAAUCAAUAUUUAACUAAAUUUCUAUCGAUUAAUUUCGAAAAUCCUAGUCGAUUGUCUCGUAUUGUCUUAUUUCUUGCUUCAUUUGCUGAUAUUGAUCCAUCGACAACGAUUAGAUGUGAGCCAUUAUUCAAAGCUUUUUUUCGUCAAAUUGAAGAAUCAACUAAUAAUGAAUCGAUGGAUUCAUGUAAAUUUCAUUUGCUUAGUCUUAGUAAUGAAAUUGUCAAAGAACGAUCACGUUCAAAACUUGUUGAAUUACUCUCACCAUUUACAUUGGAUAUUAUACCUAUAUUAGGUCAUACUGGUGAAUUAAAACGAGCUGCUAUUAUUUUACUUGCUGAAAUUUUAGAAUUAUCACCUAAUGAACGUUCUGUACUUGAUGAACUUAUUGAAAAUCAAUCCAAUGAUGAUCAAUCAAAUGAUGUUCUCAUUGGUGAUCAACGACAGCAAGCAUCAUUUUUUUCAACUGAACUUACCAGUACAUCAGAAAUUGUUCGAAUAGGACAUGACGAUUUUAAUCAUGGACAUAAAUUAUUAACAGAUUUAAAAAGUGCUGAAUCACAUAAAAUUGAUCAUAUAUUACGAUCAUAUAUACCACAUCUUCAUUUCGAUCAAUCAUCUCCUAUUAUCGAUCACAAACAACAAAAAGAUCGUUUAAUUUUAACAGCAACAGCACGCGAAAAUGUAACUAAAGUUCUUGAAGUACUUGAUGAUCCCGUUCCGAUUUUACUCGAAGGUAGUACUGGUGUAGGAAAAAGUGCAACUGUUAUGGAAGCAGCUAAAUUAUCUGGUCGUGAACUUAAACGUUAUAAUAUGUCAUCGCGUAUAUCUAUUGAUGAUUUACUUGGUAAAGUAACAAUUGUACCAGGUGAACAAGGUCAAUCAGUACAAUUUAAAUUUGAUAAUGGCCCAUUUACAAUGGCAUUUAUAGAAGGAUAUUGGAUACUUUUUGAUGAACUUAAUCUAGCACAAGAUACUGUACUUCAAGCUAUUGAAUCAGCUCUUGAUAGACGUCAAUUAACUAUACGUAAUGGAAGUUCAGCACAACAAUCUGUUGUUGUUUAUCAUAUGCAUGAAAAUUUUCGAUUAUUUGCAACACAAAAUCCAAAUACAGGUUUUUUUAAAAACAAACGUGAAAAAUUAUCACCAUCAUUUUUGAGUCGAUUUCGACCGCUUAUCUUUAAAGAAUUACCUGAUAUUGAAUGGCGUGAAAUAGCUCAUAGAAGAUUAUUGCUCUAUUUAUUUGAUGAAGCAGAAAGUUUAGCUGAAUUAAUGGUGUCGAAUUUUAAUGCUAAAAUUAAGAAAAUGUUAAAUAAUGAAGAACAAACAUUAAUUGAAACGGGACCUUAUGCCGAAAUUUCCAUUCGUGAACUGCUUAAAUGGAUUGAUUUCAUUACUUGGCAAGCACAAAAUAACUCAUGGCCUUCUGAUGGAACUCAACGAACAGCUUUACUUAGUUUUAGUGCUUGGUGUGUAUACGGUGCUCGAUAUCGUCAUGUAGGUCGAACUCUUGUAGAAAAAAUUUUAACAGAUGAUGGUAAAGGUGGUUGGGGUAGUCCAGCAUUAAAUGAUAUUAAAUUUACUGUCGAUCAUAAACAAAAUAAAAUCUUUUUUGAUAAUGUUCAAUGUUCAAUACGUCUCGAUUCAUCUAUUGACGAUUCUGAAAAUGAAUGGAAUCGUAUUAUAAAUUCUGCUGAACUUAAAAAUGUCAAAUAUGAUAAAAAUCUAUGGAAUUUAGCAAGUCAAACUCAUCAAGCUGUUCAUAAAUUAAUGCUCGAUAGAGAAUUCAUUUGUACACAUGCUGUCUAUCGUAUUGAUCGUUCUUGGUUAGAAGAAUGGAUUAUAUCAGCUGCACAGUCUCAUCGACUUGAAAAACAUGAUGAAUUUGCUAUACAUGGUUGUCAAUUAUAUGAGAAUCAUGUUCGUCAUACUGAAGCACAAACAAAAAUUCGUUCAUGUUUUAUAAAUAUAUUCAAAAAAGUUGAUUUUACUAAAAUAACUUUCAAAGAUUGUUUAGUACAACCAGAAAUACCAUAUGUUCUUACUAAUCGAGCAUUGAAAACACUUAAACAAGUAUGUUUUAAUCGAACUAUUAAACAACCAAUUCUUGUUACUGGUCCUGAAGGUUGUGGAAAAUCUGAACUUCUAUUAACACUAGCAUGGUUUUGUGGUCAACAAGUACAACAAUUAAAUAUUACACCAGAAACUGAACCAUCAGCUUUAAUUGGUCAACUUAUUCCUAAUGAUAAUAGUGAUAAAAAUGAACAAAAUAAAGAUAAAAAAUUAAUUUGGCAAAAUGGCUCGGUAACAACUGCAUAUACAACUGGUCAAUGGGUACUUUUAGAUAAUUUAAGUGUAGCCGAAUCGUCUGUACUUGAACGACUCAAUCCUGUACUCGAACAAAAUCCAAUGUUGUGUUUGACAGAAAAAGGAGAAACAAACGAACAAGAAAUGCAUUCAGAUUAUCAAAUGGUUGCUACAAUGACACCACCUGAUGGUCGUCAACAAUCACAUGGUAAUGUUAGUGGUGCAUCGAGUGAACUUUCACCAGCACUUUACAAUCGUUUCGGCAUUGUUCAUAUGAUGGACAUAUCAUUUAGUGCAACUGAUAAUUCAUCAGAAAUACUUCAAAUUGCUAAAGCUCUUCUAUCCGAUGAACCGGAUACUAAUCAUGAAUUAGCUGUAAAAUUCUGUCAUAAAAUUCUUGAAUUCUACAAAAGUAACAAUAGAAAUUUUCCAAAAUUUACUCUACGAAAUAUUAUUCGGCUACUUGAUAGUGCUUACCUUUUACGUUUAAAAUUUAAAUCUGAACUCAAUUUUAUUUCAAGUCUUUGGACAGCUUAUCAUGUUACAAUUGCAAAUCAAAUUAAAAAUGAUGAUCUUAAAAAUGAAGUUACUAAACAUGUUAAAGAAUUAUUAUUGACUAGUAAAAAAUCUACUGAACUUAAACAACCUAAUUUUAUCGAUCAAAUUAAUCCAAAUAAAGAACAUAUUUUGACUAAUAGUCGACUUAAUUAUGCUAAUGCAGUUUUAGGUGCUGUAGCUUGCAAAAUUCCACUUUUACUCGAAGGUCCAGCAGCAGUCGGCAAGACAGCACUUAUUUCACAUUUAUGGAAACAUAUGAAAUCACCAAAUAAUAAUAUGACAUCAAAUUUAUCUUCAGUAAAACUUGCACGUGUUAAUAAUACAGAUACAACGACUAUACAAGAUUAUCUCGGUACAUUUCUACCAGUUAACAAGGAUUUUGUAUUUCAAGAAGGUGCACUCUAUCGAGCUAUGAAAAAUGGUUGGUGGUUUCUUGCUGAUGAAUUCAAUUUGGCUGAUCCAUCUGUUAUGAAUACUCUUUUUCCGUUAUUAGAAGGUAAAAAUUCUAUUGCUAUACCAUCAAGUGGAAAAGUAAUAAAAGCAAGACCUGGUUUUCAUUUCUUUGCUACGCAAAAUGAUGCAUCGUAUGCAAAUCGUCAUCAAUUACCUGUUUCAUUACGUAAUCGUUUUCUUGAAGUUCAAUUUGAUGAUUUUCCAGCAAAUGAAUUACCAAAAAUUAUCUAUGAACGUAAUGAACCAGGCAAAGAAAAGCCAAAAUUUAUUAAAAAACAAUCAAGAAUUACAUUUCGUGAACUUGUUAAAUGGCUUCAUAGACAUGCAAUAUUUUCACCUGAUAAAGAACUUUGGCCAAUUGUUGGUACAUCACUUUUAGCUGUUAAAUAUCCAUCUGAAAGUUUAAUGAACGAAUCCUUAAUGCAAGAUUUAAGAGCAGUAUGGCCAAAUAUAACCUUAUUGAAAAAUCCAACGAUUGAAAUACGAUCUAUUGGUACUAGUGUUCGUUUUCGAGAAGCUGAUCUCUAUGUUGAUGUACCGAAUAUGACACUAAAAAAUAGUAUUAUACCAACAUCACCUGAAUCAUUUCAUCGUUCACUUGUUCGUCUUGCUCUAGCUGUACAUGCUAAAGAACCUGUUUUACUUGUUGGACCAACAUCAUGUAAAACAUUACUUGUUGAAACCUGGGCUCGAUUAUCUGGCCGUUCUGAUGAACUAAUCAAAGUUCAUUUAACACCCGACACAGAAGCAGGUAAUUUAAUUGGAGAACUUCAACCAUAUUCAUUUCUUGAUUUACUCAAACGUUUACCGGCUAUGGCUGAACGUGUUUAUAUUCGUUUUCGAAGUCUCUAUCGACAUGAAAAGAAAACAUUACAAUUGGCAAAGCAAGAUGAUGUUUCUUUACAAACACUUACUGAUGCGAUUAGAAUAGAUCUUCCAAAAGCUAUCGCUGCUUUUGAAAAAGCUUAUUCACUUAACGAAGAACGUCGUCAACAGAAAGAUGAAAUUGUCGAUGAUUACGAUGAAAUCAUUGCAAAAGCUAAAGAACGACAGGCAUCGCUACUCGAAGAACCUAUUCAAAACAAUUUUCUUAAUGUUAGAUCAUCACUAUUAAAACCUUCAUCUGGAAGAAAUUCACCUAUGCCGAGUUUUAAAAAAAAAAUUUAUGAUGAUGAUGAUGGUGAUAUAGAUAUGGCGUUGUUAGAUAUGAAUAUGACAAAUCUAAACUUUUCAUAUGGCAAAAUAAAUGAUGAAACUAAUACUUCUGUGGGUUUAAAUGAUGGCUUUGGUGGUAUUAGUACUACCACUGAUUUAAAUGAUGGUUUUGGUGGCUUUAACAAUUUUAGUAAUCAGAGUUCAGCAUCAAAAGCUAUAAAUAAAGUUACAGUACAAACUCUAGACGAUGGUUUCGGUGGCUUCACUUCCAAUACCGAUGAAAUUCCACUGCCAGUAUCGACAAAUAGAAUUACAACAAACACAACAGACGAUGGUUUUGGUAGUUUCAUUUCGAAUGUAAAUCAAAGUUUAGUAACAACAUCUGACAAUCAAACUACAACAAAUACAAUCGAUGAUGGUUUUGGUAUAUUAGUUUCGCCAUCAACAACGACUACUCAGUUGCAACCUAUUAGUCAACUCGAUGAUGGCUUUGAUUUACUUCAAUAUGUAACUCCAUCACAAGAGACAAAAGAACCAUUCAUAAUUACAAGCGAUGAGCAAGACAAUAAUAUUAUUAAUGAUGGUUUUUCAAGUGUAAUUACAUCGAAUGUAUCGAUUACCAAUAAUUCAUCUUCAUCUCAAUCAUCACUUUCUACGACUUCAACUAAUAAAAUAGAUGUUCCCGAAGAAUUAUUACAAAUUAUGUCAGAUAUUAUUGAUAAUUUUAAGUCAAUGUUUGGACAGACAACUUAUGCAUCAUUCAUAUCAAAAGAUGCAGCAUUACGUGAUUAUCAUGAUAAAUUUCUUAAAGCUUGGGAUUGUCUCAAAUCUCCAGCAUUCGAUCGUAGUAAACCAAUUUUUCUUUUCAAUGAUGGACCAGUGACAACGACAGCAAAACAAGGUGCUAUUCUAUUUCUCGAAGAUCUUGAUCUACCAAGUCAAGCUGUAAUUGAACGACUUAAUUCAAUGCUUGAACCAAGUCCAACAUUUGCAUUAACUGAAGAUAUUACUAGUCAUGUUGAUAAAGGUCAAUUAGAUAUUAAUCUUCCAAAUUAUUUUCAAAUAUUUGCUACUGUUCAUCAAGAACAAAGUCAUCAAUUACUCAAAUUAAGUCCAGCUACUCGAUCACGUUUUACAGAAAUUCAUAUACCAUCCUAUUCUGAUGAUGAUCUUAAAAUAAUUGUUAAAGCUGAGUUAACUAAAAUCAAUAUAGAUAAGAAGGAACUCGAUUCAUUUGUUAAUACAAUGUUUUUAUUACGUAAUAAAUUAAUUCGUGAUACAGAAUGGAAACUUAAAAAUGAUAUUCAACUUCUAUUUCGUUGGACAGAUUUUAUUAAAAAUCAUCAUCAAGAACUUUUACUUACUCAUCGUAUGUUACUUGGUGCACGUUUCUUCUAUUUUGAUCAAUUACCUAUGCCGAGGCAUGCUGCUCUUUUCGAAGAUUGGCAUAAGAAUGUGUCAUCUACAAUUGAAUAUAAGGACUAUGAACAUAUUUUUAAAGUACCUGAUCAUACACAUGGAGCAUUGACACUUGAAUUGAUUGCAUCAGAAAAAUCAUCACCAAAAUUACCAUUUGAAGUCGGUCAUGAUUAUGUAAGUUUACGUUAUACUGAUGUACGAUAUUCAUUCAAUCCAAAAUAUGAUACAAUCAAUAUUGAAACACUUAAGAAAGAACUUACAUGUGUACCUACUCCAACAUUACUCAAUCAAAUUGCACGAAUAUUUGCUGCUUCAUCAUCAAAAACACCUCUUCUUCUUGAAGGUCCACCCGGUAUUGGUAAGACACAAGUUGUUACACAAGUUUGUCAACUAUUAAAUAAAGAAUGUGAACGUAUAAAUUUAUCAUCAAAUACAUCACUUGAUCAAUUAAUUGGUUGUAUUAUUCCUCGAUUUAUAAAUGGUAUUCGAACAUUUCAAUGGCAAGAAGGUCGUGUUUUAUCAGCAAUUAAAGCACAAAAAUGGAUUCUUUUCGAUGAACUUAAUUUAGCUACACCUGAAGUUCUCGAAGGUCUUACACCUCUAUUUUAUCGAGGUGUGACUGAAUUUCUUGUACCAAAUACAGGUGAAAAAGUUCCAUUGAAAAAUAUUCUUCUAUUUGCUACAAUGAAUCCAUCAACAAUAGGUGGUGGUCGUAGUAAAUUACCUCGUUCAAUUAGUAAUCUAUUUACUAUUGUUCAACUUGAUGAUUAUUCUGAAGAAGAAUUACGUAUUAUUCUUAAUCAAAUAUUUAAAAAAGAAUUAAAUGAUGAUAAAACAAUAACUAUGUCACAAAUUGAAUCACUAUUUGAUAUGCAUACAUCACUUAAAUUACUUGUUCGUGAAGGAACACUUGGACGUACAGGUGGACCAUAUGAACUUAAUUUACGUGAUUUAUCAAAAUUUCGUGAUGUAUUUCGUGGUUCAAUUAAAAGUCAAUUAUUUCAUUAUCAAUAUAUAAAUACAACUGAUGAUGAAGAUAAAGAAACAAAAUCUGAUGAUAUAACAAAACAAAAUGAAUUAAAUCCAACAAUGAAUACAUCAGAUGCAAGUUUCUUAUCGAUUCGAAAAUUUGCUCAAGUUGUUUAUGCAUGUCAAUUUCAAGAUCAAACUGAUUUUACUAAAGCAUGUAAAAUGAUAAAUACAAAAUUUCCAAUUAAUGAAACGUUAAGUAAACGUGAAAAUGAUUGUUCAAUUGAUACGGCUGUUGCUAGUGUUGUUCGUAUUGGUUCUAUUUAUAUUAAUACAGGUAGUGAAGAUGUAUCACCAUCUAAUAUUGGUCUUAUUCAUACAAAAAAAACUGUUCGUCAACUUGAAUUACUUGCAGCAGCAUGUCAAUCAAAACGAGCUAUUCUUCUUGAAGGUGAUAUUUGUUCUCGAAAAUCUUCUCUUGUUAUGGAAUUAGCUCGUAUAACUAGUAAUCGUCUUAUUAUUAUUCCAUUACAUGAAAAUUUUGAAACGACUGAUUUAAUAGGUUCAUGGUUACCAACUGAUAAUAAUCAAUCAAAUGAAUCACCUAUAUUUGAAAAAAUUGAUAAAAUGUUUAAACAAAUUAUUAAAGAUUUAUUUCUAUUUGUUAUGCCAUUAUUAUUUGAUGAUAGUAAUAAAUAUGUUUUUGAUAAAUAUCGAACAAUUCUUCAAAUACGUAGUAAAAAUUCAUUUAUUAAACGAACUGAAACUAUAAAAGAAGAAAUUCAAGCAUUAAAUGAUACAAUGACACUCAUGAAUGAUAUAUGUAAAAUUCCACAAAUGCCAAAUGAAAUAAAAUUACGUCUUUCAUGUUAUUCACGUCAAGCUGAAAAUUUCAUUACUAAAUUAAAUAUUCUUCGUGUUACUGAACAACAAGAAAUAGGUUUUACAUUUGUUGAAUCAGAAUUUGUUCAAGCUAUACGUGAAGGUUGGUGGGUUCUUUUAGAUAAUAUUAAUAGUGCACCACCAGAUGUACUCGAACGACUUAAUUCUCUUACUGAAGAUAAACCAAUGUUAUCAUUAUAUGAAAAUUCAAAAGGAGAAGUACUUAGAGAAAAUCAAGGUAUACAUCAAAAUUUUCGUCUAUUCACAACAGCUAAUCUUAAUCGUAUAUAUUCAAAUAAACUUUCAUCAGCUUUUCUUAAUCGUGUUAUACGUAUUUGUUUACCACAAAUUGAUGAUUAUGAUAUUAAAACUAAUAAUGAUCCAACAACAAGUGAUUUAUAUGAAUUACUUUCAACACAAUUAAUUACUAUUCCAGCUGGAAAACAACUUGCUCAUUUACUUAUAUUAACACAUCUUAAUGUUAAACAAGAUGUUAAAGAUAGUAUUUUGACAUAUACAAGUGAUUUUUCUGUUACAUAUCGACUUUUAGAACAAUGUGUUCAUACAAUUUUCUAUCUUAUUAGUCGUAAAGUUAAGCCAGUUGAUGCAUGUUAUUGGUCAUUAAUACGUUGUUAUUGUUCAUCAUUACAAAAUCAUGAACAAUAUAAAUCAUUUAUAACUAAAUUACAACAAACAAUAGAUAAACUUAAUUUACGUUCAUCAUCUACAGUUUAUUCAACAGCAUCAGAUGAACUCGAUCAUAAACAAGCUUUAUGGAUUCAAGAAUCUCAACGUAUUCGUUCGAAAUUUAUUUCAUUUGAACGUUAUCUUAUAGAAUUAAUAUUUAAUAUGAUUAAAAUAUUAACAUUCGAUAAUAAAUCUAUUAAAUUAACAUGUGAUCUAUUAAUAUUAUUUAUUGAUAAUAUUCUAUUAAUAAUGACACCAUCCGAUCCAAACCUUAUUCAAUUAAAACAAAAAUUAAUAAAUAAUGAUAAUAUACAAAUAGAUUUAGAUAAAUUAUUAAUUGAUUUAAUGCAACAAAAAAGUAUUUCGGUUCAUAUUGAUUUUAAACAAACGACAAAUAAAGGACAAUUAAUACAAAGACUUAUAUCUGACGGAUCACUUUGGUUAUAUUCAACAUGUGAAGAAAUAAGUACAUUACUUGAAUUAUUUAUACGUAAUACAUCGUUUAAUGAUACACAUGAACGUCUUGAAUUUCUUCAACGAGUCAUGUCAAUUAUUGAUGUAUUUCAUCAAUUCUUUAGUUCAUCAAUCUUUGCAUCAUUUGAUCAAACAACUGAAUUAACACGUUUAUGUUCAAGUGUUAUACAAUAUAUUCGACCAUUAGUUACAUUUAAAGAUAAAUGUUCUGCAUAUGUACUUUUUCAUGAUCCAGCAUUUAUUGAUGCUAAAUAUCAAUUUCGUUUACAAUUAUUUGAAAAUUUUGAUAGUGGUCUUGUUUGGUCAUUUGAACGUGCACAAUCAUUUCCAAUACGAUCAACACGAAAAGAUCUACGUAAACUUAUUGAACAUAUGCUUAAUACAAAGACAAAUACAAGUAUGAUGAAACCAAUUCAAUAUUUUGCUACACUUCUCGAAUGGAUUAGUUUACAAUGGACAUUUGAUGAUUACCUUACAAUAAGUGUACGAAAUUCACUACAGAAAAAUGUUUGUAUUACACGAGAUUUUAUUCUUGAAUCUGAAUUAAAAUUUUCGGCAUUGGAAUUAAGUAAUAAAAUGACAAUAAUAAUUGGAGCUAUUGUACGUGAUUUACCAUCGGAAUCAAGUUCAAUUAAUAUAAAUCAUUCUCGUUUAAAAAAAGAACUUGAAUUAAAACGAGCAGCAUUAGAUAGAUGUAAAGAAAAUAUUCAAGAACUUGAAAGUCAACUUGCUGAAACAGAACCAUCAAAACAAUAUGAAAUAAAUGUAACUAAUCGAGGAACAUCAAAUUUACGUUCAAGAUUAUCACGUGAUAUAUCUAUUUUUCAUCCAGAUGAAAAUUCACUUCGUAGUCGAUUGAAGGCACUUGAACAAGAACAAACUACAUUAACACGAGAAGUAGCUACAUUAAAUAACGAUUAUAAUGAUUCUAAUCAUAGUCGUACAGCAGCAUUAGAUAAAGCAAUAGCUGCACGUGAAAAACUCUAUGAUGAAAUGAAAAAUUUACUUGAAUCUGAUGCAUAUAAAUUUGUUCGUGAACAACUUGAACAAUCUGAUGCUAAACAACUCAAUCAUCUUGUACGAUUACUAAGUGAAGCUCGAAAAAAUUCAACAUUAAUUAAUCGUGAAGGUUUACUUGAUACUCGUGCUAUAUUGGCUACAUCAUUUGGUCAUGAAUUAAUUGAACAUGAUGAUAUUCUUGAAUCAUCUUUAGCAUUUUUUCUUUUGGGUUAUUAUUUUCUUUCAUGUUUUGAUCAACGAUAUCAAUUUUAUAUUAUUUCAAAUUGGGAACAAAUUGAUAAUGAUAUCGAUAUAAAUACAUUAAAUCCUCAUGAUUUAAUUAUAUAUUGUCCAAAUAAAAAUCCUUAUGAAUGUUGUUUAUUAUCAACAACAAAACAAAAUAAUACAAUAUCAAUUAUUAUAUCAAGUAUACAACAAAUAUAUACCAACCAAUUACGUACUGUAUUAAAUGAAUCAUUACCUGAUGGUGUUCAAUGUCAUAUUAAACAAAAACUAUUUGAACAUAUAAAAACAACAAUAACAGAAAAUGGACAAGAAUUAUUUGGUUUAGCUUGUUUAAUGCAUUUAUACCAAGGAGAUGAUAUAACAUUGAAAAGAAUUGGUGAAAUUUAUGAUCAAAUUAAAAUUAUAUUUAAUGAAUUAAAAUAUUUUGUUGAACAUAAUGUAGCUGAACAUAAAUCAUCAACAGUAUUAAUCUAUCAAAAUAUAAAUAGAUUUCAAACAGAUUUAGAUUCACUUAUUCUAUCAAAUAUUUCUGAUGAUUUAUGGAUAACAUCAAUUCAACAAAUGUGGACAUUUAUUAAACCAUAUCAAGAAAAAUUUUCAUCAACUGUAGCACAAAAAAUUCAAGAAGAAUUACAAUAUUCUAUACAAUCAAUUGAACCACCUAAUUUAAGUAGUCGUUUAACAUCAUUAGGUUAUUUAGAAUCAUUAAAAGAAAAAUAUGGUGGUGUACAUAUGAUUAUUCAACAUUUAAAAGAUGGUAUGAGUUCAACAGCUAUUGAAAGUAUUCCUGAAUUUCAUAUAUUAUUUAAUUUUGUUAAUAAAAUAUUAAAAUUAUUAAAAUUAAUUGUUCAACAUACAAUAUAUGGUAAAGAUGAUUAUAUUAAUGAAUUAUAUGAGAAUACACCAUAUACAAUUACUCAUUUAGAACAUAUUUUUCAGUUAACACUAUCUGUGAUUGAUAUUGUUAAUAAUCAAUUACAUAUUGGUGUAAUACAAACAAAAUCUGUAUUCGAUGAUUUACAAAUAAAACUUGAUGAAUAUUUAUUAAAAUUAAAAUUUAGUAAUAAACUUUUAAUACGAUAUAAUCUUACAAAUAUAAUUCGACCAUUAGGUAUAUUAUUCGAUCCAAAUCGACGUUUAGUUACAUUAAUUGAUACAUCAACUGCUACAUCAAAUGAAAGUUCAUCUAUUAUGAAAGAUCCACUUGAAUUACGUAGAAAACAAAUGCAAUCACAAAUUGAUGAAACAAUAAAGAGAUUAAAGGAUAAUUUAAUAAUUGCUAGUCAAUUACCUAUACAACCACAACCAAUUAUUCAACGUAUUCAUACAGCUUUACAUAAAUUAAAAACAUUCGAUAUAAAUCAAGAUACCGAAAAGAAUUUUAAAUGGCUUAUACAUGAAGAACGAACAUUAGCUGAUCUUCUACAAAAAUUUAUUCAAGAAAUAAAUCAAUAUACAACAUCUAAUGUUACUUUACCUGAUGAUGAAUCUAUUCAUGAAAUUAAUGAAACUGAACUUAGUUUAAAAAUUAACAAUGCUUGUACAUUAAAUUAUGAAAAUGAAUUAAAAAUUUUACAAGAAAAUAUUAAAAAUAGUAGUCAAGGUAAUCAAUUCAAUGGAUUAAGUAAUGUUAUUCGUUUAACAAAUGCACAUAUAUUAAGCCAAACGUGGUUACGUGCCGUAUGUCUUUUAAAAUCGGAUAAUAAUGAUGAACUUCGAGAUACAUUCAUGAAAUUAAAUAAUGAUUUAGCUAUGCAACUUGAACGUGGCUUGAAUAAUGAAGAAAAUAAAAAUACAUUAAUGGAUAAUUUUGCGUUUGCUUAUGCACAAUUUCGUUCUGAUAUACUUAAUGUCGAAGCUAAACAAGGUAUGCUUUCAAAUUAUAUUGAUGCUGCUAAACUUGUUAAUAGUAUUCAACAAUGGACAAAAAAAACAAAUCUUAAUGUAUUUAAUAUGUUUGACAACAUUAAAAAAAUUAGUUAUGAUUUAAAUCUUACAGAAAAUCGUAUGCAAAAUUUUACAACAAAUGUUAGUUGUAGUUUAUUACCAAUUGAUAUUCGACCGGAAGAUCUUAUUUGUUUAUUUAUACCUGAAUAUACAACUGUUAUGCUUUCUAUUUGUGAAAAAUUUAAUCAAAUUGAUGAAUUUCUUAGUGGACGUACUAAUAAAAUUGAACCAUUACAAUUACCAUCAUUUGUAUCAUCUAAUGGAGCAACAAAUGGUUUAUCAAGUUUUAUAUAUCGUGACCAAUCAACCUCAACACCAUUAUUUGAUAAACAAAAGCAUAUUCUUGAAAUACGUGGGCAUUCAACUAAAUUUAUUCAACAAUUAAUAGCUUUAUUUAUGGAACCAAAAAUUCAAUCGGAUUUAUUAAUGAAUGUAUCAAUGAGUGUCAAAGAAUUAUUUCCUAUUCAAAUAGCUCUUUCAUUUGCAUUAUUAAUUUUAAUUGAUUGGACAGCAAUGAAUUUAGAUGAUUUCUAUGAAAAUAUACAUUUACUUACAAUGACAACAUUACAAGAAAAAGAUGUUGAAUUACAAAAAAUGAAAACAAAUAUUUAUCAUCUUGAACAAGAUCUUAUUCAAGAUGAAGAAGAUUUAAUAAAAAUUUCUCAAGAUUAUGAAAAUGCUGAAAUUGAUCGUGAAAGUAGUAGAAAUGGAGCAUAUUCUGUUUGUGAUCGUUUACAACAAAUAGUAGAUAGAUAUCUUAUAGAUAAAACAAAUCUUGAACAACAAAUUAAAAAGAAAAAAGAACAACUUUCUAAUGAUCAACUUCUUCUCAAUGAAGAACUAAUAAUGUAUAAAAAUAGACUUAAACAAGAACAAGAUCAAUGGCUUUUCGAAACAGUUAACUAUUUAAAAGUUAUAUCAGAAAAACUAAUUACAUGUAUUACUGAUGCAAUCGAUAAACCUAUGCCGAACAACAAAUCUCAAACUGAUAUUUCUACACUAUUAAAUAAUAUUGUUGAUUUUUGUCGACAAAAUUUACUUGAACCAACGAAAACAAAUCUUAAUAGUACUAAUAUUCAACAAAUGAAAGAUUCUAUUAUUUCUGAAUUAAAUAAUAUAAAAACACAUGUUAAAGACAAAAUAGUUGAUAAUGAUCCAAUGUAUUCAUUUAUUUUUUUCUAUUGUGAUUUAAUAUGUAUAGGUCUUGAUUCACUUAUUCAUUCGACAUUAAGUUGGAAUAAAUAUGUUGAUACAUUAAAAACAACACAAAUGAUUGAAUAUGGAAAAACUAAGAAAAAAAUUAUUUUAUGUGAUUUAAAUCGUUGUACAAAUAGUGAAUGUAAAAUAUUUCUUGAUCAAGUUCGAAGUGGUGAAGAACAAACUAAAGUAUUAAAACAUGCAUAUGAUAUUAGUCGUCAAGUUCAUACUGAAGUAACAAAAUUAGAUAUGGCAUUUACUGGUCAAUAUAGUAAACAUAUACAAUAUUUAAUUAGAGAAUUUAAACGAUUCGUUGGUAAUUUACUUUAUGCUGGUUGUCUCUAUUCACAAUUACAAUAUGGUGUUCGAGAACCAUUUAGUGAAUAUCUUGUUGGCAUUGAAAAUGAUAUAAUUAAUUCACGUUUACCAAAAAGUGAAUCUGAUUUACUCAAUUUAUUAGAAACAUGUGAAAUGCAAUUGAAAAGUCAUAGUGAUGCACUUCUCUAUCAAACAUUACAUAUUGCAUUUACAUUUCGUUCAAAUUCAUUUAGUCUAUUUGAUGAAAUUAAUCGUUCUAUAAAAGAAUUAAUUCAAUUUGUUUUACCAUCUGCUCAUUUAAUUAGUCGUUCUUGGUUAACAAUUGAUACAUUAAUUCAUAAAAUAUGUCAAUCUGUAACUGUUGAAGAAGGUGAAAUAUUAAAAGAGAUCUGUAAAGAUUUUUCAAAAUUUACUGACGAAACAUCCGAAAUUAAUAAUCAAAGUGAUUUCAUUAAUAAACAACUUGAAUCAAAUUUAUUGAAAAUAAUCUGGGAACAUAUUGAAAAACUUGCAGAAAUUCUUGUUAAAAAUCGACCAUCAAUGAAAACUUUCAAUGAAAAUCUGCUUAAUCGAUGGCAUAGAACAAUGAAAGAAAUCUUUCGUGGAUUUAUUCAAACACGUAAAUUUAAUAUUCAACGUCAACUUGAAUGGAAUCAACGAAAUUUUAAACAAAUUAGUACAUUAUUUAAUAUUGAAGAUGCAACAUCAAAUAUGAAAACAAAUUCUAUCUAUCGAUUAGCUGAUAUUGAACGAGCACUUCAACAAAAAACUCGUCUUCUUGCCGAUGUCGAUGCUGAUCAUCGAUCAUCUCGUUUACAUCGAUUACAACAUCUUGAAAUUGUCUAUCAAUUAAUUGUGGGUGGAAUUGAUAAUUUAGAAGCGAUGCUAAUGAAUAUGCCUAUUCAUCAUAUUGAUUCGUUAUCCUUUUUUAAAUUAUUAAAUUCAACACGUGAAUUAUACAGAGCUAGUGAAAUAAAUCUUCUCGAACAACCUCUGAUUCAUUUGAUUAAUGAUGAUUCAAUAUUUAAAAAUUCUUUUCAAUUACUCGAUGGAAUUUAUCGAUUAGAACAAAGUGUAUUUCAAGAUCUAUAUGAAGCUGCUAAAGUAGAAAUGGAAAAUCGUUUCAAUGAAUUUCAAAGUUCUAUUAAAUUUAAAUUGAUUUUCGAUAUAGUUAAAUCAGAAAACGAUGAAUGGAAUAAAGCUGGCGAGAAUUUUAUUCGUUUACGUCAAGAAAAACGAAAAAAGAUAUCAUGGACAUAUAUUAAAGCUCGUAUUCAAUCCAGUAGGGUAUACAAGAGUCUUGUUUCCCAUUUAACAUUAACUGGUCAUUCCAAUUCUCAGACUAAUAUUGAUACAUUAUUUCAGUUUUAUGCUAGUGAAAUAUUAGUGUAUAUGGCAUAUCAUCAGAAGGGUAAUGAUCUUGCCUUCUCGUUGGCACCUCAAAAAGAAGUGCAAGAACUUAUUAAGUUGCAUAGUCGUUAUAAAAAUUCGUUUCAGCUAAGUCCAAUAGAUAAAAUGUUAUCUCUAGUAUCUGGAAAUAUUUCAUGGCUUCUAAUUAAAUGUUCAGAUGUUUAUUUAACUAGAAUCGAUUUACAGUUGUUGGUUGAAGAUGAUCAACAACCUGAAGAUACUUUUCUUCCUGAGCAACUACCAUCCGAUACUAAUACUCCAAAGGUCACCGAAGUAAAAGAAAAGAAGAUUAAGUACAAUAUUGUCUCUGAAAUACCAGUUUUUCUACAACCCAAAGAGACUGUUGUUAAAAUAUCCAUUUCAUUACCUAGAAUUGAUGCCAUCAGUAUUAAGAGAGGCAAUCAACAGAUAUUUCAACUAGAAUGGCGGAAAUUUGCCAUCGACCAACGCGAACAUAUCAUUGAUCGGUGUUUGAAUGUCAAGUAUUUUCGAGGUCAAAAGCAAUUCUAUGUAACUAAAUUAACUUUGGAUACUGAAUCAGCAACUAAUGGUCCAUUGCCGAGUGAAAUCGAACGAAAUUUAACCGAUUUAGAAGAACAAAUUAAGAAUCAAAUGAACAAAAUAAGUGAUAAUGAAGCAUGGAAAACAUUGAUUGCCAAUACUACAAUGCAGAAAUUUAAAAACAACAUGAAUCAAAUUGUUCAAUUGAGUCCAUGUUUACAAUUAACAUCGAAUGAUGUAUUAAAUCCAACAAAUAUUUAUAAUCUAUUCAACAAAUUACCUAACUCAGAAAUACAAAAUAGUUUGUUAGAUCUGAUACCAGUCAAAGAUUUCUCAGCUGUGCCACAAGAUAUUCGUAUUGUAGAGGACUUUGACCCAGCUUUAGAAUACGAAUUUAGUCAUGUGUGGACUCGAUCAAUGGAUCGUUCCUUUCAAUCGAUUAUUAAAUGUCGUGAUCAAGUCUAUUUCGACAUAUAUUUGUAUGUCGAUCAAUUACGUUUAAACAAAUGCCAGUUGUUUCUAUUGUAUACCUGUGCUAAUACAUUGUCAAAUAAUAUGACUAGUAGUAUUCAAUCAGAUAUUAAUACCAUGUUAGCAGAAUGUACUAAAUUUUGUAAACUUAAAUAUUUGGAUAGACCAGAAUAUGUUAGACAUUUAGAACAAUGUCAACGUCUCAUAUAUGAAGCACAACGAAUUUAUCGUACAAUGAAACGAUCAUCGAAUAAUUGGGCAGAAAUAAAUGAUCUUUUUGAUUUAUCAUCAUUUAAGAUUGAAACUAAUCUUAGUAAUGCUUUUCUGCAUUCACAAAUGAGUCGUGAUACUCACAUGUGGUUAGUUGAAAAUAUUGGAUCGGAUACAAUAUCAACAAUAAUAACAUGUCAUCCGAAACCAGCUGUACUUGAUUUUGGUGUUGCACUUCCUGGAAUUCAUCAACGAAUGACCCAACGAAUAUAUAUUCAUAAUGAAGUUGAUCGUGAUUUAAAAGUAAAAAUCGAUCGAAGUACUAAACCAACGGAUACACCAUUUGAUGUUACGAGUGAUAAUCUACAACUAGCAUCGGGCGAUAUUUGUGAAUUAGAAGUUAUCUUAAGACCACCAACGAAUAUUUGUAAUUUGAAAGAAGGUUGGGAUCUUAUUGUUAAUGAUCAAACUAAACUUUUGAAUACACUUCAAGUACAAGCAGAAAUCGUAGAAAUUGAUCUUAAAAUAUCAUCAGAGACAAUUGAUUUUGGUAUAGUAUCUUGUAAUAGUCAUCGAAUAGAAGAAAAUAUUCAAUUAGAAAAUAUUCUUCCAUAUUCAGUUCGUGUUAAAGCACAACUAAAACUACCAGAAAUUAAUCAAUAUGAUUCAGUUCUAACAAUAAUCAAUAAUGAAUUCACUAUACAAGCUAAAUCUAAAAUAUCUUUCGGCAUAGCAUUGGAAACAUCAAAAAAUAUGGAAGAAACUAUUGAAGCAGAUGUUUUUCUGGCAGUGGAUACACCUAAAAAUAUUAAAUCGAUUAAAAUUAAUGCUAAAAUUCG
Molecule: messenger RNA, 18794 nt
Organism: Rotaria sp. Silwood1
Lineage: Eukaryota; Metazoa; Rotifera; Eurotatoria; Philodinida; Philodinidae
Source: the annotation of a GenBank genome assembly